AUAUAGUAACAAAAGAAGGCUUUGUUUACGGAUAGCGAAACGUAACCAAAAUUUUGCUGCCCAAAAUUCUGCGUACCAUUUUCAAAAUGCCUAAAGAAAUGCCCAUGGAUAUGUUGAACAAUUCGACGCGGGAGGUUGUUUUUAGAAGAAAGAACAAGGAAUUGUUCAAAAAACUUGCGCAAGAAUCGCGAUUUGAUGAGAGAGAAGUCGAAGCUCUCGGCUUGAUACAUCGUAAAAUUGAAAAAGUGCGGGGGCCGCUGAAUCGAACAGUGUUUCGUGAUAUUUUUCACUCGGGACUAGACUACACGGAAAACAUACGUCAUCUCCUGGUAGACCGCGUAUUCUCGCAGUUCGAUAAACGUAACGCAUUGCAAAUUUCACCAGAACAGUGGAUAACGAGUUUGUCGACCGUUUUACGAGAUCCCGUGCAAGUUCAAACAGAAUUUGCUUACAAAAUUUACGAUCUCAUGAAAACCAACAAAUUGACCAAGGAGCAAAUAUUUCCAAUGCUACGCGGCUGCUUUAUAAAAGUACAGCCCGAGGAAGAUCCCGACGAGACCGUCAAGGACAUGAUAGAAUUGCUGGUGAAGGCAAUCGACAUCGACAGGGACGGCGACGUUUCGGAGGAGGAAUUCCGAAAAGCGGUGUUGGAGAAGAAUUCGCUCUUCCUGGAGUGCAUGGGCCCGGUCUUUCCCUCCAGAGAGGCAAAGCACGCUUUUCUCACGACGUUCACGAACCGCGUCGCCCGCUUCUAGUUUUUCCCUCGAGUAUUCGCGGAGCCCCGGACUGCUCGACUGUGUUUUUGAUUAAACGCAGCGGACGAAACAGCCCCAUCGAGCAGACUUGGAAAAAUAUUUUUCCAAGCAACGCGGCGGUCUCGCUGUAAAGAAAUAGAGCAAGAGAAACCUGGCUCCCGGGUACAGAGAAAGGCGCGCGCGCGCGUGUGUUGUCGAAGACCUGCCGCCAGUGCAACCCGGCAGAAAGAGCAAUGCUCGUCGAUUUCCACGGCGCCAGCUGAGAAAACACGAGCUACAAGUGCAGAUAUUGCGCUGUUGGAUAUACAUCGUAUCGCUGACAGUGCUGUGCCACUAACAUGAUAUUUGCAAACAAAGUGCCAGAGAGAGUUAGAACCGUAGAGGAAUACAACAGACGAAGCAACGAUCUGUUAUUUUGAACUUUAUUGGACUCAUAGAAAAAUAUGAUAAAUAUGAAGCUGAAGAGUACAAAGUAACAACUGACGACGGUUACAUUUUAGGAUUGCAUAGAAUCCGUGGCAGUCCUUUGAAUCCUAAAAAAGAAGGAAAACCUGUCGUUUAUUUGCAACCUGGUGUUUUUGGAUCUAGUGAUUUUCUUGUUAUGAUGGGCCCUAAUCAAUCUCUCGCAUUUCAGUUGGCUGAUGCUGGGUAUGAUGUAUGGUUAGGAAAUGUCAGAGGAAACGUUUAUUCGAAAUCUCACACUACUUUUUCUACCCAAGGCCCAUUGUUUUGGAAUUAGAAAAAACAAGACAAAGUAAAUUAACGUACGUAGGAUAUUCCAUGGGAACAACACUGAGCUAUAUGCUUUUAUCUACCAAACCUGAAUAUAACGAAAAAAUUAACCUUCUAAUAAGUUUAGCACCAGUAGCUUAUUUUUCAAUGCCAAUAAGUUCUAAUAUAGAUUUUCUCAUACGAACAGUACUGACUAUUGGAUACGUUAAGUAUGAAAUUCUCCCUCAAUCAGUUUACGGAGCACAAUUUGCAAAAGAAAAUUGCCACAAUUUUUCGUUUAUUAAUCCGUGCACAGCUUUUCUUCAGAACUUUGCAAGCGAUAUCAGUGAUUUAAAUGACACUACUAUUCAGAAUAUUCUUAUAAUCCAGCUAGUACAUCCUAUUAUAUUGAGUAACAUUAUCUACAACUUUUUGAAUCAGACAAUACUUUUCAGAAAUAUGAUUAUGGAUGUAGCGGCUUUUUCGAAUCUUGUAAAAAUAAGAUCAAAUAUAAUCAGCGAGCGCCACCAGAGUACAAUGUAUCAUUAAUUAUUGCUCCUAACAUUAUAUUUUACAGCGAUGCUGAUGUAUAUUGUGGCCUUGGCUUUGACAUAUAAAUGCAUAAUAUGUAUUUAUAUGUCAAAGCCAAGGUAAUGUACAAAAAUACAUUCGUCAUACUAUGUACAUAAAUAAUGUAAUGUUUUAUAUUUUAGGAUGCCGAGUAUUUAAGAGAUAAGUUACCCAAAAUUGUGCAUUCUAAGAAAAUUUCUGGUGCAUUUAAUCACGUUGACUUUAUUUGGUCAACUAAAGCCCCAGAAUUAGUUUAGAAUCCAUUGUUAGAACUUCUAAAGAAAAAUUUAUAAGUUUUGCCCCAAUAAAAUAUAUUUACCGUCUACUGUUUUACAAUUUAA
Molecule: messenger RNA, 2377 nt
Organism: Nasonia vitripennis (jewel wasp)
Lineage: Eukaryota; Metazoa; Arthropoda; Insecta; Hymenoptera; Pteromalidae
Product: EF-hand calcium-binding domain-containing protein 1
Exons: 14
Coding region: 87-755 (222 amino acids)
Biological process (GO): calcium-mediated signaling
Molecular function (GO): kinase binding; calcium ion binding
Source: RefSeq, a predicted model, not a curated record